UCAACAUUUCCCAUCCAAAUUAUCAAUUUCUUCUUCUCUUUGAAAUUCCCCAUUUCUUCUUCUUCUUCUUCUCCAAAACCAUCCCCAUUUUUCGCAUUGCAUAAUUUGUUCAUCAAUAUAUAUAUAUAUAUAUAUAUAUCGACAUGAGACGAAACUGCAACUUGGAACUUCGCCUCCUCCCUUCUAGUUAUCCCGGCGACCGUCACGACCACAUGAUGGAAGAGAGCAGCGAAAGCCCACAAAACCAACAGCAACAGCUAACAAUUUUCUACAAUGGAAGAGUUUGCGUUUGUGAUGUUACAGAGCUCCAGGCAAGAGCCAUCCUAACGCUAGCAAACAGAGAAAUAGAUGAAAGGAUAAAAACUCCAACGGCAUCUGAACCUGCUUCACCAACGUUACAAUCUCAGCUACAUAGCCCAACUACUGCACUUUCCAUGAAGAAAUCGCUUCAACGUUUCCUCCAAAAACGAAAGAAUCGGAUCCAAGCUACCUCUCCUUACCAUUAAUAUGUAUCAUCAUCAUCAUCAUCAUCAAUCCUUGCUGUUUAGUGGAAUGGAAGGAACUGAUCUAUCGUUUUGGCUAGCUAGGAAUGGAAAGAAUUCUUUCCAUGAAAUUAAGGAGACUUUCCGUGGGAUAUCUUGUUCCUUUUUUCUUUUUUUUCUUUUUUGUAUAUUUAUAUAUGAAAUAUGCUAGUAGCUUGAUCAAGACUAUGGAUUUUGCAUU
This is a messenger RNA of Durio zibethinus, 723 nucleotides long. Its product is annotated as protein TIFY 5A-like. The record is from RefSeq and is a predicted model, not a curated record. NCBI's taxonomy places the organism in Eukaryota, Viridiplantae, Streptophyta, Magnoliopsida, Malvales, Malvaceae. Gene Ontology annotation, biological process: regulation of jasmonic acid mediated signaling pathway; regulation of defense response; response to wounding. Gene Ontology annotation, cellular component: nucleus.